This is a messenger RNA of Colletotrichum godetiae, 525 nucleotides long. RefSeq lists its product as uncharacterized. The record is from RefSeq and is a predicted model, not a curated record. The transcript is spliced from 2 exons. Bases 1 to 525 code for a protein of 174 amino acids. Lineage: Eukaryota; Fungi; Ascomycota; Sordariomycetes; Glomerellales; Glomerellaceae.
AUGAAGUUUCUCAACGCUCUACUCACCUUGUCGGCCCUGGCGGUCAGCAUCGAUGCCCUUCCGGUUUCGGUGGCCAAGGAAGAGGAUGCCAAGACUUUCCAUGACAUGUCUCUACAUGACACCGGCAUCAUAGCCCGCCAAGCUCAGCCUCCCCAACUUCCUCCAUCAGGCUUGAUUCCUGACGCGACGCCUGAGGAUGACAUGGACGAAUUCGAAGAGGUUGAGGAAGUUGACGACGUCACGAAUCCAGGUGAAGUCGAAGCCGAGGGCAAGAAAAAGAAGAAGAAGAAGAAGAAGGGCAAGAAGAAGGGCAAGAAGGAGAAGAAGCCCGAGAAGCCGGACGCUAUCCCCGCUGCUGGAGCUCAACCUCCGGCUGCGGGCGCUCAGCCGGUUCCGGCUGCCGGAACCGUUCCAGCUGCCGCUCCGGCCAAAGCCCCUGCUCCCGGAACGCCUGCAGCCGCUGUUCCUCCGCCUGUACCCGCGCCGGCAGCUCCGCGAUCAUUUGCCAAGGCAUUCAAGGCUUAG